CAAAGGCUUUUGCUAUCGACGUACUUCCUGUUUUCACCAGAGCGUCGUACAGCAAACAUGGCGGCCUCCGGUGGAAGAACCGUGGGAUCUUUUCUCUGGAAAUGCGGAAAUUGCUGCUUCAAUUUUAACACAGUCUCGUCAAAUUUGACUCGCCAGGUGCUGUCCAGACAGCUAUGUGUGAGUGCUGUUCUCCACAGGAAGAACCUGGCUGCAGCGGGCCCAGAGAAGUUCUCAGAGGAGUUCAUCAAGAAGCAGGUGGAGGAGUUCAACAUCGGGAAGAGACAUCUAGCCAACAUGAUGGGAGAGGACCCUGAGACCUUCACUCAGGGGGACAUUAAUAGAAGCAUUGCAUACCUGUUCCCCUCCGGCCUGUUUGACAAAAAAGCCAAACCACUGAUGAAGCAUCCGGAUGAGGUGUUUCCAAAACAGAGAGCUGUCCAAUGGGGCGCAGAUGGACGGCCAUUCCACUUUCUGUUCUACACAGGAAAGCAGUCCUACUACUCUCUAAUGCACGACACCUUCACUAAAGCCCUGGCAGUAGAGAAGCACCAGGACCGUCUGAGAGGAAAGGAUCUUUUCACCCAGGAUGCCAAGCAGAUUUCUCUGGUGGGUAGUCGGUGGUUGCUGAAAGAAGAGCUGGAGGAGUUGUUGGUGGAGACCAUCUCAGAACACGAUUAUGCACGGUUCAUCCAGCUGAUGGAGAGGUUGCUGUCUCUGCCCUACUGCUCUGUGGAGGAGGACUUUGUCCAGCGCUACCGCAGACAGCUGGAGAUCCAGUCCUCCAAGCAGCAGGUCCAGCCCCUACAGUACGACCAGCACGGAGUGGCUUACAGCACCGGAGAUGGCAGAAGGAAGACCGCUACGGGUACUGUCCUACUGAGAGACAGCGGUUCAGGAUCCAUCAGCAUCAAUGGGACAAACUAUGUCCACUACUUCCCUGUCCUGCAAGACCGAGAGCAGUUGAUGUUCCCCCUCCACUUCAUGGGGGUGCUGGGGAGGUUUGACAUGCAGUGCAGUGUGAGUGGCGGGGGCCAUUCCAGCCAGGCGGGGGCGCUACGCCUUGCCAUCUCCCGCGCCAUGCUCAGCUUCCUGUCUGAGGGACAGGUGGAGACCAUGAGACAAGCUGGGCUGCUGACCCCUGACCCCAGAAUUAAGGAGAGGAAGAAGCCGGGCCAGGAGGGAGCGAGGAGGAAGUUCACCUGGAAGAAACGCUGAGGUGGAGGACAGAAUAGAUCUGGACACAGGGAAAUCACAGCAACAUCUUCAUCAUUAUCUUCCUCUGAGAUCAGAACUGUUAUUAGUAAGUGGACAAAUUGUUCAUCCAACCCCUGUUGUAGCUUUUUAUAUGUCCCCUAAAGGUUAUUUAGAUCUGGAAAUAGCCACCAAGUACAUGACUCAAAUACAUGUACAAAUUCAAAGGGGUUCUGUCCAUGUGAGGGCAGGAUACCCAACUCCAUAUAGGCUGUAAUGAUUUUUUCUGCCACCAGAGGGCCAUCUCUGGCAACACACCUGUCCAUUGUCUUUGUCUGUAUAUUGAAAAUAAAAUGUUGUUUUUCACAUA
Messenger RNA from Oncorhynchus mykiss (rainbow trout), 1561 nucleotides. RefSeq names its product mitochondrial ribosomal protein S9 (gene mrps9). Gene Ontology annotation, cellular component: mitochondrial small ribosomal subunit; ribosome. Gene Ontology annotation, molecular function: RNA binding; structural constituent of ribosome. Gene Ontology annotation, biological process: translation. Lineage: Eukaryota; Metazoa; Chordata; Actinopteri; Salmoniformes; Salmonidae. The record is from RefSeq and is a predicted model, not a curated record.